Manis pentadactyla (Chinese pangolin) is the source of this 2294-nucleotide messenger RNA. RefSeq names its product cleavage and polyadenylation specific factor 6 (gene CPSF6). NCBI's taxonomy places the organism in Eukaryota, Metazoa, Chordata, Mammalia, Pholidota, Manidae. The record is from RefSeq and is a predicted model, not a curated record. Bases 99 to 1868 code for a protein of 589 amino acids. Gene Ontology annotation, cellular component: mRNA cleavage and polyadenylation specificity factor complex. Gene Ontology annotation, biological process: mRNA alternative polyadenylation. The transcript has 11 exons. Gene Ontology annotation, molecular function: mRNA binding.
CAGGACGCUCCGCCUCCGCCGCUGGAUCCGCCGCUGCUGCCGCGGCGGGCAAACCUGCAGGAGGCGGCGGCGGCGGCGGCGGCCGAGGCCGAGGGAAGAUGGCGGACGGCGUGGACCACAUAGACAUUUACGCGGAUGUGGGCGAAGAGUUCAACCAGGAAGCUGAAUAUGGUGGGCAUGAUCAAAUAGAUUUGUAUGAUGAUGUCAUCUCUCCAUCUGCAAAUAAUGGAGAUGCCCCAGAAGACCGGGAUUAUAUGGAUACUCUGCCACCAACUGUUGGUGAUGAUGUGGGGAAAGGAGCUGCACCAAAUGUAGUCUAUACAUAUACUGGAAAGAGAAUUGCAUUAUAUAUUGGAAAUCUAACAUGGUGGACAACAGAUGAAGACUUAACUGAAGCAGUUCAUUCUUUGGGAGUAAAUGAUAUUUUGGAGAUAAAAUUUUUUGAAAAUCGGGCAAAUGGCCAGUCAAAGGGGUUUGCCCUUGUUGGUGUUGGAUCUGAAGCAUCCUCAAAAAAGUUGAUGGAUCUGUUGCCUAAAAGAGAACUUCAUGGUCAGAAUCCUGUUGUAACUCCAUGCAAUAAACAGUUCCUGAGUCAAUUUGAAAUGCAGUCCAGGAAAACUACACAAUCAGGACAAAUGUCUGGGGAAGGUAAAGCUGGUCCUCCAGGAGGCAGUUCACGUGCAGCAUUUCCACAAGGUGGUAGAGGACGGGGCCGUUUUCCAGGGGCUGUCCCAGGUGGGGACAGAUUUCCUGGACCAGCAGGACCAGGAGGGCCACCCCCACCUUUUCCAGGAAAUUUGAUCAAGCAUCUUGUUAAAGGAACUCGGCCUUUGUUCCUGGAAACUAGGAUUCCAUGGCAUAUGGGGCACAGCAUAGAGGAAAUACCCAUUUUUGGCCUAAAAGCUGGACAGACUCCACCACGUCCACCCUUAGGUCCUCCGGGCCCACCUGGUCCACCAGGUCCUCCACCUCCUGGUCAGGUUCUGCCUCCUCCUUUAGCUGGGCCUCCUAAUCGAGGAGAUCGCCCUCCACCACCAGUUCUUUUUCCUGGACAACCUUUUGGGCAGCCUCCAUUGGGUCCGCUUCCUCCUGGCCCUCCACCUCCAGUUCCAGGCUACGGCCCACCUCCUGGUCCACCACCUCCACAACAGGGACCACCUCCACCUCCAGGCCCCUUUCCACCUCGCCCACCUGGCCCUCUUGGGCCACCCCUUACACUUGCUCCUCCUCCGCAUCUUCCUGGACCACCUCCAGGUGCCCCACCACCAGCUCCACAUGUGAACCCGGCUUUCUUUCCUCCACCAACUAACAGCGGCAUGCCUACAUCAGACAGCCGGGGUCCACCACCAACAGAUCCCUAUGGCCGACCUCCACCAUAUGAUAGGGGUGACUAUGGGCCACCUGGAAGGGAAAUGGAUACUGCAAGAACACCAUUGAGUGAAGCUGAGUUUGAAGAAAUCAUGAAUAGAAAUAGGGCAAUCUCAAGCAGUGCUAUUUCAAGAGCUGUGUCUGAUGCAAGCGCUGGUGAUUAUGGGAGUGCUAUUGAGACAUUGGUAACUGCAAUUUCUUUAAUUAAACAGUCCAAAGUAUCUGCUGAUGAUCGUUGCAAAGUUCUUAUUAGCUCUUUGCAAGAUUGCCUUCAUGGAAUUGAAUCCAAGUCUUAUGGUUCUGGAUCAAGAAGACGUGAACGAUCAAGAGAGAGGGACCAUAGUAGAUCACGAGAAAAGAGUCGGCGUCAUAAAUCCCGUAGUAGAGAUCGUCAUGAUGAUUAUUAUAGAGAGAGAAGCAGAGAACGAGAGAGACAUCGGGACCGGGACCGGGACCGAGACCGAGAACGUGACCGAGAGCGCGAGUAUCGUCAUCGUUAGAAGCUGAAGGAAGAGGAACACCUUCCAAGACAGUCUUCAUGGGGGAAAAUGAUGCUUGUCCAGCAGUUUGCUUCUUGUGAUUGAACUGAACCUGUAAGGAUUCAUGGAUAAAAUGAACAGGAAUAGAUCUGAAUAAAGCAAAUCUGCAUAAAUGGUAACCAGUAGCUCUACUUUUAUUUUUUAUGUUGCUUAACUGUUCUAUUUGAAGGAAACCUGUGUGAUUUAAAAAGUUAUAGCUUUUGCAACUUUAUUACUGGUUAUAUACAUUUGACCAUUAUAAUGUGCAAGCAAUUGGAACAAAAUGUCAAGUAAAUGCUUGUUUUUAUAGUAGUUUGUUCUUGUUAAAAAUGUUCAUAUGAUAAUGUCUGUAAACAGCACCACUUUGAUUACAAUAGAUGUAGUGUUGUAAUAAACUGUUUAAUGGGG